GGCUGUUUCUGAGCUCCUUCUACCUGAUGUUUUUGCGCUGGAUGUGAGUCUUGGGUGGCAGCAGGAGGUGAGCACCAGGCCCGCUGAGCCUCUGCAGAGCUGCCAGCCAUGCCCGGGAUCGUGGUGUUCCGGCGGCGCUGGUCUGUGGGCAGUGAUGACCUCGUCCUGCCGGCCAUCUUCCUCUUCCUCUUGCACACCACCUGGUUUGUGAUCCUGUCUGUGGUGCUCUUCGGCCUGGUCUACAACCCGAACGAGGCCUGCUCCCUGAACCUGGUGGACCACGGCCGCGGCUACCUGGGCAUCCUGCUGAGCUGCAUGAUCGCCGAGAUGGCCAUCAUCUGGCUGAGCAUGCGUGGGGGCAUCCUCUACACAGAGCCCCGCGAGUCCAUGCAGUAUGUGCUCUACGUGCGCCUGGCCAUCCUGGUGAUUGAGUUCAUCUACGCCAUCGUGGGCAUCGUCUGGCUCACUCAGUACUACACCUCAUGCAACGACCUCACUGCCAAGAAUGUCACCCUCGGGAUGGUCGUCUGCAACUGGGUGGUCAUCCUCAGUGUCUGCAUCACUGUCCUCUGCGUCUUCGACCCCACGGGCCGCACCUUCGUCAAGCUGAGAGCCACCAAGAGGCGGCAGCGCAACCUGCGGACCUACAACCUCCGGCACCGCUUAGAGGAGGGCCAGGCCACCAGCUGGUCGCGCCGGCUCAAAGUGUUCCUCUGUUGCACUCGGACGAAGGACUCACAGUCAGAUGCCUACUCCGAAAUCGCCUACCUCUUUGCUGAGUUUUUCCGAGACCUCGACAUUGUGCCAUCUGACAUCAUCGCCGGCCUGGUGCUGCUCCGGCAGCGGCAGCGGGCCAAGCGCAACGCCGUGCUGGACGAGGCGAAUAAUGACAUUUUGACCUUCCUGUCUGGAAUGCCAGUGACUAGAAACACCAAGUAUCUCGACCUCAAGAACUCGCAAGAGAUGCUCCGCUACAAGGAGGUCUGCUACUACAUGCUUUUCGCGCUGGCCGCCUACGGGUGGCCCAUGUACCUGAUGCGGAAGCCUGCCUGUGGGCUCUGCCAGCUGGCGCGCUCCUGCUCGUGCUGCCUGUGCCCCACGCGGCCCCGCUUUGCCCCAGGAGUCACCAUCGAGGAGGAUAACUGCUGUGGCUGCAACGCCAUUGCCAUCCGGCGCCAUUUCCUAGAUGAGAACAUGACCGCGGUGGACAUCGUGUAUACUUCCUGCCACGACGCGGUCUAUGAGACCCCUUUCUAUGUGGCAGUGGACCAUGACAAGAAGAAGGUGGUGAUCAGUAUCCGGGGAACCCUUUCGCCCAAGGAUGCCCUGACAGACCUGACCGGUGACGCCGAGCGCCUCCCUGUGGAGGGGCACCACGGUACCUGGCUGGGACACAAGGGAAUGGUUCUCUCGGCUGAGUACAUCAAGAAGAAGCUGGAGCAGGAGAUGGUCUUGUCCCAGGCCUUUGGGCGAGACCUGGGCCGAGGAACCAAACAUUAUGGCCUGAUUGUGGUGGGCCACUCCCUAGGUGCGGGCACUGCCGCCAUCCUCUCCUUCCUGCUGCGCCCCCAGUACCCUACCCUCAAGUGCUUUGCCUACUCCCCACCAGGGGGCCUGUUGAGCGAGGAUGCCAUGGAGUACUCCAAGGAAUUCGUGACAGCAGUGGUUCUGGGCAAAGAUCUUGUCCCCAGGAUCGGCCUCUCCCAGCUGGAAGGCUUCCGCAGACAGCUCCUAGACGUCCUACAGCGAAGCACCAAGCCCAAAUGGCGAAUUAUCGUGGGGGCCACCAAAUGCAUCCCCAAGUCAGAGCUGCCUGAAGAGGUUGAGGUGGCCACCCUCGCCAGCACACGGCUCUGGACCCACCCCAGCGACCUGACCAUCGCCCUGUCUGCCAGCACCCCUCUCUACCCUCCUGGCCGUAUCAUCCAUGUGGUCCACAACCACCCAGCAGAGCAGUGCUGCUGCUGUGAGCAGGAGGAGCCCACGUACUUUGCCAUCUGGGGCGACAACAAAGCCUUCAAUGAAGUGAUCAUCUCGCCGGCCAUGCUGCACGAGCACCUCCCCUAUGUGGUCAUGGAGGGGCUCAACAAGGUGCUGGAGAACUACAACAAGGGGAAGACGGCCCUGCUCUCCGCUGCUAAGGUCAUGGUGAGCCCCACUGAGGUGGACUUGACUCCUGAGCUCAUCUUCCAGCAGCAGCCGCUGCCAACGGGGCUGCCCGUGCCUGCUGGCCUCGCCCUGGAGCCGCCGGCCGCAGACCACCGAAACGGCGUAAGGAGCAAGUCCCAGUCCGAGAUGAGCCUGGAGGGCUUUUCAGAGGGGCGGCUGCUGUCCCCAGUGGCGCCGGUGGCGGCGGCGGCGGCCCGCCAGGACCCCGUGGAGCUGCUGCUGCUGUCCACCCAGGAGCGGCUGGCGGCGGAGCUGCAGGCCCGGCGGGCGCCCCUGGCCACCAUGGAGAGCCUAUCGGACACCGAGUCCCUGUACAGCUUCGACUCCCGCCGCUCGUCUGGCUUCCGCAGCAUCCGCGGCUCACCCAGCCUCCAUGCCGUGCUGGAGCGUGACGAGGGUCACCUCUUCUACAUCGACCCCGCCAUCCCGGAGGAGAACCCGUCCCUGAGCUCGCGCACUGAGCUGCUGGCGGCGGACAGCCUGUCCAAGCACUCCCAGGACACGCAGCCCUUGGAGGCGGCCCUGGGCAGCGGGGGCGUCACCCCCGAGAGGCCCCCCAGCGCGGCGGCCAAUGAGGAUGAGGAGGAGAGGGGUGGCGGAGGGGCGGGCCGCGGGGGAGAGCUGGCUCUGCACAACGGGCGCCUAGGGGACUCGCCCAGCCCUCAGGUGCUGGAGUUCGCUGAGUUCAUCGACAGCCUCUUCAACCUCGACAGUAAGAGCAGCUCCUUCCAGGACCUCUACUGCAUGGUGGUGCCUGAGAGCCCCACCAGCGACUAUGCCGAGGGCCCCAAGUCCCCCAGCCAGCAAGAGAUCCUGCUCCGCGCCCAGUUUGAGCCCAACCUGGUGCCCAAGCCCCCGAGGCUCUUCGCUGGCUCCGCAGACCCCUCCUCAGGCAUCUCACUCUCACCCUCCUUCCCGCUCAGCUCCUCUGGCGAGCUCAUGGACUUGACGCCCACAGGGCUCAGCAGCCAGGAGUGCCUGGCCAUGGACAAGAUCCGGACUUCGACCCCCACCAGCCAUGGGGCCAGCCCCGCCAAGCAGGACGACAUGGUCAUCUCGGCGCGCUAGCACCCCCGGCGUGGCUGCCGGCUGAGACCCCGGGCUGAGCAGGGGGCCCCUCAGGCUCCUGGUGGCUGCCCCCAGGGCCAGGCCGCUUUGAGGAGAGGCCCCCCCAAGGGUCAGUUUAGCCUCAGGCAUGGGGCGCUGCUGCUGAGCUGGGGGUCUGCAGCCCUACCUCAGCUUAGGACCACCGGGUGUCCGGGAUAAGGGUCCUUUAGAUGGGGGAGGGAUGUGAAGCAGGGAGGAGCCUGGGGUGGCCUGCCGGGUGGGCUGGGCAGCCCUCGGCCCUCUCAACCUGCCUGUCCCCCACAGGACGAGCAGUGGGCAUGCUGACUCCCCAUCACUGCCCUCUGGCUGCCCUCCCAGGGCCAAGAUGGAGAGCAGCCCUCUCCCCACAUCCUCAUAUCUGUGGUCCAGGCUGGUGUCCGCCCUGGCCACCCCCCCCAGAUCUGGUGCCUGCUGGCCAGCCCCCUGGGGUGACCCCACGCCAAGGUGGCCCGCAGUGCUGUGUAUGUUUACAGAUGUUGCUGGGCUGGACUCAGGAGGUUUCCUGGACUUGCAAGUGC
Enhydra lutris kenyoni (northern sea otter) is the source of this 3794-nucleotide messenger RNA. RefSeq names its product diacylglycerol lipase alpha (gene DAGLA). The transcript has 20 exons. The coding region runs from base 109 to 3237 and encodes 1042 amino acids. Lineage: Eukaryota; Metazoa; Chordata; Mammalia; Carnivora; Mustelidae. Gene Ontology annotation, cellular component: postsynaptic membrane; dendrite membrane. Gene Ontology annotation, biological process: lipid metabolic process. The record is from RefSeq and is a predicted model, not a curated record.